Molecule: messenger RNA, 6468 nt
Organism: Porites lobata
Lineage: Eukaryota; Metazoa; Cnidaria; Anthozoa; Scleractinia; Poritidae
Source: the annotation of a GenBank genome assembly
CCUUGUUGAAUAGUUGUUAAUUUACGUUCCUGGUUCCUUUCUUUCUGGCAUUUGCCGGCUUCUUUGCACAUCGUUAGAGUUUUAUCGGCUGAGGUGCGGGCAAAAAUAAAAUGACGGAGUCUGUUUUUGCGAAGUCUGUAAGAAUAGCGGCAGUUGUUUCACUGUAUUGGUAAGAAAAUGGCUCAGACAAUCGCACAUAUAAGAAUGAUUUGUCAAUUUAGGUGGUGAAGCGUUGCCACGUUGUAAAACUUUGUAAUGAGCUUCCAAAUUUUAGGUUCCAGCUAUUAAUUUUGCUGUUUUUCUGUAUCUUUAGGGUGAUUUCCAUAUCCAUGGUGUUUUUGAAUAAGUACUUGCUAAGCAGUCCGGAUUUGAAGGUAAAAAUAAUUUCUGUGAGAAAAAUUUUGAAAUGUUCAUCAUAUCUGCCCUAGUUUACGCUUAAUUUUAUUUUUGUGAAUAACUUAAUAAAUGUAGAAGUAAUGGUAUACCGCAGAAAUCGAUGAAUUUAAAAAAGAUCCAUUUUACCAAUUAAUGUCAGAUCUCUGUUUAGGAAGUGAGCCUGACCUUUGGUAAGAUUUUUGUGUAACCCGAUACAUUUACAUGCAUACAAAAAGUCAUGUUUCGACCCUAUUCAUAUUAAACUAUUUGUGAUUCCCUUAGGAUUAUUCCACCCAAUUGUCAAAUUCCAGUGCUGUGUCAGGUUCGAGUCUCGCUCUGGCCACUUGCUGGAUCUGUUCUCGCUCGUUCUGAGUUCAAAUCCUUGGCCAGCCAACUGUUUGUCUGCUGCCAGUUGGGGUUUUUAAUCCUGUCAUGUUGUAUUUGAAUUAUUUUCUUCUAAGGCCAGGUUCAGACACCGCUCCACUCAUGUGCCGAACCUAACUGAUGAAUUAAGUACAGCAAAAGAGCAGUGUCUGAAUCAAUUUGGUCUGUCAGUUUUAGUUAGGUGCGGCAAAAGUGUUUGGUGUGGCAAAAGUUUGACAGAGUCUGUCGAACUGAUGAUGAUGAUGAUGAUGAACUUUAUUCAUGUGUCAAUGUAUUUAGCUGAUGCUAAUUGGGGAGACAACAGAAAGAUAAAGUAAAUAAUGAAUAAUAUGAUAAAGAAGAGAUAAGAAAUAAAAAGCUAUGUUAUAAUCCUAUAUUAUAUAUACAUUUACAAUAUGCUAAAAUAAUCAAAACAAUAAGGAACACGGAACACUAGGAACACGGGCACAACUUAAGAGGUACAAAUUACGCACACGGAACAACUGUUGUCGAACUUAACUUAAGUUUGGCACACGGUGCACUGUCUGAAUCAGAUGUCGCACCAGUGUCACUCCAAAGUUGAACUUAUUCAGUUAUGUUCGGCAUAUGAAAAGUAUGGUGUCUGAACCAGGCCUAAGUAUUUGAGUGGAGUACUUGUAAACUAGCUGCAUAAGCUAAAUGCACUUUCCACUAUAAACAAGCCUUUAAACCUUUUUAUUAAACCCAUUCACUAGGCCCUUUGCAGCUAGUCAUUUACAUGGUCCAAACACGCCAUGAUGAAGAAAAAGAGAUGCACUUAGAAAAGACAAACCAAGGAGAAUGUUGUGAGCUCUUCAUUUGUCUUGUUCCAGUGCAUCCCUUGCUCUCCAGCAUGGCAGUUUUGUAGCAAUAAUAAUUAUUAUGUUAGCCAUGCAAAAUGUGCUUCUUGAGUUUUUUCAAGUUUCACAUUGUUAUUGCUUACCUGUUGGGGUAACUGUAGUCCUGCUUUUAUCCAAAAGUGACGCAAAUUAUGGUCCCCUCCACCUAUAUUUUUUAACUCAUCUCCAAAUCUCAUCUAGAGCCGAUUUUUGAUAUUCACUAUGUCAUAAGCACUUGGGCAACUUUGCUUUUGACUCUGAUACCAAUUCUGUCACCAAUGAAAACCCACAUUUAGAGUUAAAAUCGCUACCCCCACAAAACAGGAUACUAAUACCUUUUAGGAUACUAAGCCUGUGCCAUGGACAGAACUAAUCCUCUGUUUAAGUCCUUCUUUGAGCCAGCAUCCAAAGCCUUGUGCUAGUUCCUUCGCUGUGUAAUGGAAUUUGAGUAUGCUCCAUGGCUGGCCAGUUAAAAAGCCAUUGUUCAGUUGGCCAGUUAGGUUAAAGGGAAAUUCAAAACACAUGUGGUAAUUUUUUGAGUCUGCUUCUGGCCAGAACAAGAAUCUUGGUGCUGCUUCACAGAAGUUACUAGCUGGGGUUAGAUAAUGUUUCGGAGACUUUUAUGCCGUGUGGAGUGUCUUUGGCAAGCACCCCUUUUUUCCUUAUAAACGAUGUCUGUCCUUUCAGCGUGACUGCUUUGUAGAAAAUCUCCGAAUGAGGAUGCUAUCUGCAGUUAUUUGAUUCUGUUUGUUGGUUUGUUUUCCUUUUCAGCUUGAUGCACCAUUGUUUGUCACAUGGUUUCAGUGUGUAGUGUGUCUAGUUUGUUUGUUUCUGCUGAGUUUCCUUGGAGAAGAUUAUCCCUGGAUAGAUAAGUUCCCAGCUUUUUCCAUUGACCUGAAAGUUGCUAGACAGGUGGGUAUUACAGCACACAAUACUGAGGUAAAUCUCCAAAUUAUACUGCCCUCAUCAUUAUUUCAAAUAUCUCUUUUGCCUAGGUCCUCCCACUAUCAGCUGUUUUUGUUGGAAUGAUCACCUUCAAUAACUUGUGCCUCAAGCAUCUUGGUGUGUCCUUUUACAAUGUUGGAAGGUCACUAACAACAGUUUUCAAUGUGGUAAGAAAAAUGAUAUAAUAAGUUAUUCCAGAGGAAAGAGUUCUUCUCUUAACAAUGUACAAUUAUUAGGGUUUUUCAUUUUGUUUUGUCUUUUUUUUGUUAAAUUAUUAAAUUUUGUAUUAGCUAAAAAAAAGUCAUAAAAUCACCCAAUCCUCCAUCAGAUAUUUUGCUGGCAGACAUCUUAGAUCCAGAAUUUGAUACAACAGAAGUUCAUAAAAGCAUAAGCUAACAAACAAGGCCAUUGUUGGUUCUCUUCUUUGCUCCAACAGAUUUUUCUCUGGGUACUCCGGUUUUCCCCUCUCCUCAAAAACCAAAAUUUCCAAAUUCCCAUUCGACCAGGAAUCAGGUAGACGAAGAACCACUUUGUGGACGUGCUACCUCCAAAUCAUUAUUAUUUAUUUAUUUAAAUUUGAGUGCUGUUACAGUGGAACCUUGAUAUCACAAAGGGACAACGGACUGGCAAAAUUUGUUUGCCAUGGUAUAUAUCAAGGUUAUUUCUCGUAUAUUUUACUAUUACUUGGGUUAAGAAAAUCGUUUGUUAUACUGAGGUCUUCUAGGGGUUAUAAUAGAGGUUCGUUAUAUCAAGGUUCCACUCUAUGGAAUAAAAAUUAUUUGUAAAAUCCCACUAGUGUUCUAUUAUCAAUGCUGCGUUCUGAUUGGUUGAACUACUACUAGGCUAUAUGUUAUAGUCCACUAGUAGCGAAAAGUGCAGGCUUUUUGACGGCAAAAGAGGAUUAAAAUCUAGCUUCAACUAGCUAAAAGUUUUUUAUUCUCGAUAUUUUUGACCAACUACAGUUGGAUUUUACCAAAACAAUAAUCAAUUAUUCCUCUCGCCCUCAUGGCCUCUGAGUCAAUAGCCAAUUCAGCCUUCAGCCUCAUGGGCUAUUGACUCAGAGCCCAUUCGGGCUCGAGGAAUAAUUGUUAAAUAUUAUUGCCAUGAAACAUGCAGAGCUUACAGACAACAGAAAGAUGAAAGUUGUUCAUUAGUUAUUGCUAAGAAAGGAAACAAAAAAAAGGUACAGUAAAAAUACAAGUAAUUAUAAGCAAUGAGGAGAAUGAGUUUACCUAUAUUUCUUUUAGAACUGCCGUAGAAUCCCAAUUUUUCAAACCUUCUUGGCACAAGCAAAUAGGUUUAAGUUAUAACAAAGUUAGAAUAAUUCAGCGUAAAUCACGAAGUGUCAGUUCGAAUUAUUGGGAGUUUUGGAAAACCAAGCAUUCAAGAAUUCAGGAUUCUACUGUAAUGAAAAAAACUUGUUUUAAAAUCAAGACUUUUAUCUUUUACUUUUUUCUAGAUCUGCACAUAUAUCAUUCUUGGCCAAAAGACGUCUAUCAAAGCCAUGCUUUGCUGUGCCAUAAUCAUUUCAGGUUUUCUAUUGGGAGUUGACCAGGAGGGGAGUUCAGGAGAGCUCUCAUACAUGGGUGUCCUGUUUGGUGUGUUGGCAAGCCUGUGUGUUUGUUUGAAUGCAAUCUAUACCAAAAAAGUGCUGCCUUUUGUCGACAAUAAUAUCUGGCGCCUGCAACUCUACAACAACUUUAACGCAAUUUUUCUGUUUCUGCCACUUAUGGUCAUCUGUGGUGAUGUCAAAGCUAUGUAUGGUUUUGAAAUGAUUACAUCCGCGUACUUUUGGGGAAUGAUGACCUUAGGCGGUAUUUUUGGAAUUGCAAUUGGAUAUGUGACAGGUCUACAAAUCAAGGUAACAAGCCCAUUGACGCACAAUGUGAGUGGAACUGCAAAGGCCUGUGCCCAGACCAUUCUGUCAGUCACCAUUAAUCACGAAAUAAAAACAGGACUCUGGUGGCUUAGCAACAUGCUGGUGAUUGGUGGGUCAACUGCUUAUACUGUCGUGAAACACUCAGAGAUGAAAGCUCAACUCAACCAAGAGACCCUACCAACCAAAGGCAAUGGAGACGAGAAACGCGGUGAUAAUGUUGUUUAAAUUCAUUUUUCUGUCCCACAGGACAUAAACAAGAACUAAAUAAUAAUAGUAAUUAUUAUUUAGGAAUUGUACAAAAAAAGUGAAGUGGCUUUGAUAAACUGGUAGAUACUACAUGUACAUUCAAUUGCUUUAAGUUAUGUUUGUAAAGGAAAAGUUUGGUGUGAUGUAAGUUCACAUGGGGCCUUUUAUCCCACAUGCCCUUAGCUUAUUCACUCUAACCCUGCCCUAAUAUCCACAUACAUAUUCUCCGUACUGAUCACCAUACAGUUUAUUGAAGAACUUGUUAAGAGAACUUGUUUUAAGAUCAAAGUAUUUUCAUUUAGGUGGUGUUUUAUUAUUUCUCAUCCUUUUCUCUUGAUCUAAUCUAAUCCUACUACUUUUUUGAUGUUCUCACUUCCGUUGCCAUCGUCUUUGGUUAAGCUCCCUAAUAAAGCUCUCCAUUACUCCUUUAAGCCCCAACAGUGCUCAAAAUCAAUUUCCAUAGACUCUCAUGAGCAAAGUCUAUGAGAAUUAACAAUAUGAUUACAAAGAGAAAAAUAUUUGAUCUUUUACCAAAUUCUCUUAACUAAUUCUUCAAGGAAAUGUAUGGAGAUCAGUUUGGAGAAUUUUUAUGUGGAAUUUGGGGCUUAAAGGGUUAACAAUAAUUGUCAUUGUUAAUAGAGAGCUUUAGAUUCUAAGAUGAGGACAACUACGAGAAAGAGAUUUUCCCAAUACUAAGUAGUGCACUUGUGCGAACUAAUGUCAUUUUGGCAGAAAAAUGCGAUAGCCAUCAUCAUUCUACUACGAGUUUUAUUAAGAAUGUUGUAGGAGCAAAUUUUAGGAAUUUUAUCAUUUAGCGAUCAGGAGAGGGCUUUGGCUCCUUCAACGGAAAUAACCUAACUAACUUUUGUGGUGAAAAAAAGUAUAAUGGUGCUUUCCGGGGUGUCUAUUUUAAGAGAAUAGGCAUGGAAACUUAAAGUUAAAUGUUGUCCCUGUAUUCGUCCUCGCCCUCGAAUUGAAAAUUGAUGUUAGUCACUCUUGGGUUACAAGUAAUCUGGAAGUGCCAAGAUAGACCUUUUUACCGAUACGGCGGCCAUAUUGAAUUAAUUGGAUUUAAGGAGUAUUAUGGGAUGCCCAGGGGGCAUCAGUACGAUCUGAUAUACUGGCAUCAGAAAGCGCACGUAAAUACUGAGCAAGUGCCCCCCCGCCCCGGGCAUAUCAUAAUACUCCUUAAAUCUAAUCAAUUCAAUAUGGCCACCAUACCAGUGAAAAGGUCUAUUUUUUUUCCCAAGAACAUCAAUUAUUGUUAAUUAAUUCAUCAUCAAGAGAGGUUAUUGGAAUGAAUAAAUAAAUGAUCACCAAAUUCAUUUAGUGCUUUGACCUUUUAUCAAAUUCUCUCAGCUAAUAUUCUUUAAGGAAAUGUACAGAGAUCAGUGUAGAGAAUUUGUAAGGUUGAUAGUGGGGAUUCAAGGGUUAAAGUUAAAUUUGUUUAUUAAUGGCAUUACAAUAUGUCACAAGGUGUAGAUAAUAGUCGUAAGGCCUUAUUACAUUUUAUGGUUGUUGAAAACUGGUUUAAGCCAAUACAAAUGUCAAUUACUUUUCUGCAGUGUGUAAAUAACCAUUUCAUUUUUUUUUUAGUUAUUUUGGUGUAAUAUUGUUACUCAUGCUUUGAAUGUCUAUCAUUGUUAAGGGAAUAAAUUAUUCUUUUCAAAUUGGCAGCUUUGAAACUGUCACUUUGAACUUAUAAUAUGUUUUAGAAUUCUGUUUAUAGGUCUGUGCUUAGAUGGGGUUAAUAGCAGUUUAAAGUUUAGAAAUGCUGUUAGCUGGUAAUAAAAAAAAUUGGAC